CGUCCCCUCUACCCCGGCCCCUCUCGGGCUGCAGGGGGCGUCGUGAGGCCGUGAGGCCCCGCGUCCUCGGCUCUGCUCUGCGCAUCUCGGCGCGGCGCCCGCCAUGAGUGGGGCCACGCGCAGCGGCCUCGACAUCUCGAGGCGGAAUCCCCAAGACGACUUCGAGAUCAUCCAGAGGAUCGGCAGCGGUACCUAUGGCGACGUCUACAAGGCGAGGAACAUGCGUUCGGCAGACCUGUCAGCUAUUAAAGUCAUCAAGCUGGAGCAGGGAGAUGACUUUGCCGUCAUCCAGCAAGAGAUCAUCAUGAUGAAGGAGUGCAAGCACCAGAAUAUCGUCGCAUACUUCGGCAGUUACCUGAGGCGUGACAAGCUGUGGAUUUGCAUGGAGUACUGCGGGGGAGGCUCUCUACAGGACAUUUACCAUGUGACCGGACCUCUCCUGGAGCCACAGAUCGCCUACAUGUGCCGGGAAACGCUGCAGGGCCUCGCGUACCUGCACAGUCGCGGAAAAAUGCACCGCGAUAUCAAGGGAGCCAACAUCCUCCUCACGGACCAUGGGGACGUCAAGCUGGCUGAUUUUGGAGUUUCGGCACAAAUAACUGCGACGAUUGCCAAAAGGAAAUCCUUCAUCGGCACGCCGUACUGGAUGGCACCAGAGGUAGCGGCCGUGGAGAGGAAGGGCGGCUACAACCAGCAGUGCGACGUGUGGGCCGUGGGGAUCACCGCCAUCGAGCUCGCAGAGCUGCAGCCGCCACUCUUCGACCUGCACCCCAUGAGGGUUCUCUUUCUCAUGUCAAAGAGUGGCUACCAGCCGCCGAAACUAAAGGAAAAGGGUCGCUGGUCGCCCGUCUUUCACAACUUCAUCAAGCUGGCGCUCACCAAGAACCCCAAGAAGCGGCCCGCGGCGGAGAAGCUGCUUACGCACGCAUUCUUCCAGCAACCACUGAACCGCGCACUGGCGCUGGAGCUGCUGGAGAGAGCUAGCAACCCCGAGCAGCACCACGCGGCACAGAGCGCGUGUGAUCAGGACGACGAGGACGCUGAGCCGGCGCUGGUGGUGCCACACCGCAUCCCCUCCAACAACAAGCACGACCGCGCUGAGCGCACGCGCUCCGAGAUCACAUUUGACCAGGUGACCUUUGAGCCUCCGUUGAGGAAAGAGACGGUGCCACAUCACGACCUGCCCCACGCGGGCCAGGAGGGUGCGGACGAGUUGUACUUCACGGCACGGCCCUUCCUGGACAUGCAGGAGGAGUAUGAGCUGGGCAGUGGGUGGUCAACCUACCCCAAGGAACCCACGUCCUCCAAGAGCCUCCUCAAGUCUGUGGAGGAGGAGUUACAGCAGAGGGGUCAUAUGACACACCUGGAUGACGAUGAUGAGUCUGAACACUGCACCCUGAAGCGGGCGCCACCGCCACCCAUCCCCACAAAGGCGCGUGGCACCGGCAGCUCAGAGGAGAGCACACCGGACGAGGAGCGGUGCGCCACCACCCGCAGCGUGGCACCGGGGGGCACGGGGAGCAUGCGCGGAACCCCCCCUCCUCCACGGCCACCACCCCCCCGCCUUUCCCCCCGGGGCGGCCCCCCACCACGGCCGCUAGGACCUCCCCGACCCCCUCCAACCUCCGUCGAGGGAGAAGAAAAAUCGGCGACCGUGGGGGCAGCGCCCCCCAGGCCAUCGCAGCUCGCACCCCAGGGCUCCCCCGACACCUCCACGAACGGAGUGCUGCCCAACGGUGAGCGGGGGGCGUCGCCUGCGGCGGUGGAGGUGGAGCGGGACUCGCAGGGGGCCUCCGUGCCCCCCACCGUGCCCCCCCGGACUCUGAGAGGGGACAAAGACAAAAUGGAUGCCCAGAAGCAGAGCAUCAACGGGCUCCCACCGACUCCGAAAGUGCACAUGGGCGCAUGCUUCUCCAAGGUGUUCAAUGGCUGCCCGCUCCACAUCAACUGUGCGUCAUCCUGGAUCAACCCCGAGACUCGCGACCAGCACCUCAUAUUCGGGGCUGAGGAGGGCAUCUACACCCUCAACCUCAACGAGCUGCACGAGGCCAGCAUGGAGCAGCUCUACCCCCGCCGCUGUUGCUGGCUCUACGUCGUCAACAAUGUGCUCAUGUCCAUAUGCGGAAAGACGUCCCAGCUCUACUCGCACAGCCUACUCGGCCUGUUUGAGCAGGCGAGGAGGCAGCACAGCCUUCCCAUGCACAUCCCCACACACCGCCUCCCCGACCGCAUCAUACCACGGAAAUUUGCCGUUUCGACCAAGUUCCAGGACACCAAAGGCUGCCAAAAGUGCUGCGUAGUGCGUAACCCCAGCACUGGAAACAAGUACCUGUGCGGCGCACUGCAGUCGGGCAUCAUACUUCUGCAGUGGUACGAGCCCAUGCAGCGCUUCAUGCUCAUCAAGCACUUUGAGUUCCGGUUGCCGGUGCCACUGCGCGUGUUCGAGCUGCUCGUGGUGCCGGAGCACGAGUUCCCGCUCGUGUGCGUGUCGGUGAGCCGUGGCGCCGACCCCGGCCAGGCCGUGCGGCUUGACACCAUCAACCUCAACUCGGCCUCCUCCUGGUUCACCGAGACCAGCACCGGCGGCGCCCCCCUGGAGCACGUGCACGUCACUCAGCUGGAGAAGGAGACUUUAUUGGUGUGCACUGACAGGUGUGUACAGAUCGUGAAUCUGCAGGGACGCCUCAAGUCCAGUCGCCGAAUGGCGACCGAGCUGCUCUUCAACUUCCGCAUUGACUGCAUCGUAUGCCUGCAGGACAGCGUGCUGGCGUUCUGGAAGCAUGGCAUGCAGGGCCGCAGCUUCCGCACCAACGAAAUCACUCAGGAGAUCGGCGACCAGACACGCGUGUUCCGCAUGCUGGGCUCAGACAGCAGGGUGGUGGUGCUCGAGAGCCGGCCGACAGACAACCCGGUCGCCCAGAGCAACCUUUACAUCCUGGCAGGACACGAGAACAGCUUCUGAGGAAGGGCCCUGGGGCCUCGUGUGCCCCCCCCCCUGCCCCACGUUGCCCCCCCCCCCCCCUUCCCGAUGUGGCCCUGCCGGAGCUUCGCUUGCCACUGGAACUGCGCCUAAUCGCUCAUGAAACGACGAGGGAAGUGGCCUCACGGCACACGCGCCGACCUGGGGGAGGGCCCGUGAUGAUCGGAGUGCAGGGGACACGGGGGGCCCCGCCGCCACCGUAUAGGAAGGGGCCGGAACGGGGCCUCCGCUCGGUGCCAAGUGACUUGCGUUGGCGAGGGGUGGACAGGGCCCCUCUCUAUACGGGUCCCCGAGGUGCCCGUAUGGGGCCGAACCCCGGGAUGGACUGGUGCCCCCAGGGCCCGCAGCCGCCGUUCAUCACGACGCAGAAACGUGCAGGGCCCCCACGCCGCCCCCCCCCCCCCCACACAGACGCUUCGUUUUUUUAAGUUUAUUUUCACCUUUUGCCAAAGCGUAAGGUCUAUCAAAGUUAUAGAUUUGUUGAAAAUUUUAUUGCCGAUAUGUUUUAGAGCUCUCUAAUAUUUAAUAUUGGUGGCAGGUGUACUUGAGAAGUAUAAAUCCGAGCACUUUGCUGGAGUGUAAUAUAUAGACAUGUAACAAGUUAUAAUUUUGUAAGUGCAGUCAGUAAAAUUCGCCGGCCUCGCAUGGCUAGCGAGGCUGCAGUGGCAUAUGGCUAAAAGUUCUGCUGGGUGGGGAGCCCUCCACGUCGGUGGUCAGGUCUCUACCAAGGCCAUCGGCUGCCAAGGCAACUCUCUCCUCUUCGGCAAAAGCGUUUUGUACACGUACCACGCAGUCUAUAUUACAGUAUAUGCAGUAUACGCGCGCAUUACCCUGCACGCAUACAGCCUGGGGGUGGGCGACGUGUCCCGUCCCCAUGGCCGCGCACACACACUACCUUCGCGUCCUGGUUUAUGCAAUAAUUAUUUCCGUAUUGGAACGAGUCAACUCCCCUUAUUUGGAGGCCUCGUGAGACACGGCGCGUGUGGGUUCAGGUGAGGCGGGGACUGGGUCCACAUAGGUGGUGGCCUGGGUGGCUGGCAGUGUGAACACUAAUUACCGAAAGCAACCGUAAGUUGAAAGUGGGGUCUGGUGAAACACUGGUGCUAGGAGCCCAUGAAUUAAAUAUCACACUUUAGGGUUGCGGUUUGGUUCAAGAAUGCAUGAAUUUCUUUACAUUAUUAGUAAUGCAGCGGGUCCACUCGUACAACAUGAGUGAAGAUGAGUAAUUUAUUCCAUUUUCAUGGGCAUAGGAAUAGACUUUAAUCAAUCAAGUUGCAUUCCUCAAUACAUGCCUCUGGGUUAGGGUCAAUGACAUGGCUAGUACUUGUGGUGGCUUGCUUGUUGGUUAGGGUUAGUGGGAUGGCGAGUACUCGUGGCUAGCUAGUUGGUUAGGAUUAUGAUCAGUGGGAUGACACGCACUAGUGGUGCCUGGCUAUUUGGUUAUGGUCAGUGGGAUGGCUAGUACUCGUGACUAGCUACGUUGGUUUGAGUUUCGAUCAGUGGGAUGGUUAGUACUAGUGGUGGCUGGCUAGUUGGUAAGGACUGUGAUCAGUGGGAUGGCGAGUACUCGUGGCUGCCUUGUUGGUCUGGGUUAUGAUCAUCGGUAUGGCUAGUUCUGGCUGGCGAGUUGGUUUUAAUCAGUGGGAUAGCUCGUACUGGUGGUGGCUGGCUGGUUGGUUAUGGCUAUGGGAUAGCAUUGGUUGUCUGGUGGUGACCGUGCACACGCUGCUUGUCCUUUAUAUUGUGAUGUAUGGCCCCUCAGUGUUCGGUGCCUCCGGCUUGUGGUGUUCACAUGGACCAGGUCUCCCUCCUCACUCGCCCUCACGCCCCCACCCCACGUUCCUCUCCCCGCCUGCGCGGGGCUGUAGUCCGCAUACUGGGUGGAGUUGGUUGCAUUUGGUUGAGUUGAGUUGGGGGGAGUUGAGAUGAAGUUUAGUUUGGUGAAGUUGAGGGUUGAGAUGGGUGGAGUUGAGCGAUGAGUGGAGUUGGAUUGAGUUCUGUGGAGUUGAGUACUUGUAUGGAAUUGAGCUCGGUGGAGUUGAUGGUUGAAUUAAGUGGAAUUGAUUUGCAUUGAGUUAGGGUCGAGUUGGAUUGAGUUAGGGAUGAGUUGAGUGUGACUGGGUUGAACUGAGUAAAUUUGAGGGUGGAGUUCGGUUGCACUCUGCAUUGACCGCGGACCCCUCUCACGGGGAGGAGGAUGAGGGGGCUGCUUGUAUAGCAUAGCAAUGUACAUAACGUUUCUCGGAGGUCGCGCAGACGCGUGCAACCAUGUUCCCGCAACCUCCACACACUACUGAAUGCGCUUUGCGAGUGCGCGGGUGCGGGGUGGGGGGGCGCGAGGGUCGGGGUUCUGUUACACAGUGGAGUGGGGGCAGCGCGCCUCCCGACAGCAUGUGUCGUGUUCUGUGUAAAUAUUGUAAAAUACAAUGAGGACCGCA
This is a messenger RNA of Petromyzon marinus (sea lamprey), 5418 nucleotides long. RefSeq names its product mitogen-activated protein kinase kinase kinase kinase 5-like. NCBI's taxonomy places the organism in Eukaryota, Metazoa, Chordata, Hyperoartia, Petromyzontiformes, Petromyzontidae. Gene Ontology annotation, molecular function: ATP binding; MAP kinase kinase kinase kinase activity. Gene Ontology annotation, cellular component: cytoplasm. The record is from RefSeq and is a predicted model, not a curated record. Gene Ontology annotation, biological process: protein phosphorylation; intracellular signal transduction.